AUAACCACAUUACCCAUAAGUCUGCGGUGCGUGUCGGCGGCGGCUGAGCCAAUGAAGACACGAGAGGGUGACGUUGGCAUGCGUGCGCACUGGGUGGGGGGCGAGACUUCCGGCGUCCACUCUCCGGGUCGUUUUAGUUGCUCUCGGUUUCACGGGUUCAGGGCUUCUCGGGCGGUUGGUUGGCGCAAAGGUGACGGAGUGGGAGAGCGCGGAGAGAGUCGCUGUCCUCAUCGCUGAGGCGGCUGCGAGGCGCCCUCGCCCCCGCCCGGUCGCCCGCCGCGUCCCGCCCCGCUCUUCCCACUGGUCGGAGGCCGAGGCCGCGCCGGUGAAGCCGGCGCAGGUGGGUGCUGCGACCCCCGGGCCCUCGGCCGCCCGCCCCGCCCCUCCUCUCCCCGCCCGCUCGGCUCCCCGCAGUCAGGCCCCCGGGGCGGGAGCAGAGGGCGUCCUGGCUCGGGGUCCCGGUCCCGCCCCUGCGGUGGGGCGUAGGAGGGCCCGCAGGGCCUCCUGAGUCGGGGUCGGGGGCCCAGGGGCCGGGGCGGAGUGUCGCCUGCAGGGGCGGCGUGCGCGGCUGGGAUCUUCCGGGGUCAGGGGUCCAGGGCGGGGGUGGGAGGUGCGCGCCCAGAGAUAGGUUAGGAUAGGGGAGAGCAGGCCGGGGGGCUGCUGAGGAACCACCCCGGGCAGUCAUGGUGGAGGUUGGGCCCGGGCGGUGGCCGUGGAGGGAGAUGCGAGGAGAUUCUGCAAGAGUCGGGCAACAGAGCCGACGGGGUUUCCUGCUGCGUCGCCUGUAGCUGUGAGCACAAGUGGGGAGUGAAGGACCAGGUCAGGGCUUCCUUGCCUGAUCAUCUGAGAGAACAGAGGUGGGGAAGCGAGCCCAGCGGGCAGGUUUCGGGGAGAUCGUGAGUUCGGUUUGGACAUGUUGAUGCUGAGAUAUCUGAGGGUGGAGACAUGACGUGGGUCUGUAGAAGUGAGGGUCUGGAGGACGGGGAAGGGAGCUGGGCUGGAGCUGUCCGAGGUGUGGAGGGUGUGCACUGCUCCAGAGCCUGGCCUGAGGACCCGCCCAAGGAGGGAGUCUUAAGAUGAUUUCAGAUGAUGAGGGAGUUGAGGGCUGAGAGUUGGCGGGUAGGUCAUGGGAAGCAGGCGUUGGCAUCCCUGAUGCUUCCUCCGGAAAAGAGAUUUGCUGUAGGAGAGAUCCUUCUGCAUCUCUAGGAAGGGAGGCCUUGGUGGGGUGAGGAACUGCCCUUCGGUGGGGCAGUGUGUGUACUGGUGUAGACUCUACACCUGCGGGCUCAGCCGACCCUCAGGACCACUCUCUGUGGAGCAAGGGAAAUGUCCUCCAGGCUGAUGGAGUGGCGGGGUCCCACACAGGGCAUGCUUGUCAGCCCUACCCCUCAGGGCCAGUGGGAUGAGCCGCUGUCCGGUCCAGGGCCUCCAACAAGCCCCCUUCUGAGGAUUAAGUAGCAGCAGUUCUUGUCGCUGUGUGGACCAGCGGCUUGUCUGCGUACCCAACCUUUUCCUACAACUGGCCAACGGUCCCAUGGCGGUGGCAGAAAUGCUUAUGGACCCCGUGCAGAGCCGCGUGGUCUUUGAGGACGUGGCCAUACACUUCUCCCAGGAAGAGUGGGGCCUCCUUGAUGGAGCUCAGAGACUCCUGUACCGUGCUGUGAUGAUGGAGAACUUGGCGCUUCUGUCCUCCCUAGGUUGUUGGCAUGGAGCACAGGACGAGGAGGCAUCACAGGUCAGGACUCCAAAGCCAGGCUCUUCCGUCCAGGAGGCCCAGUGUGAGAAAGACAUGUUGCCCUCGGCUGAGCAGGAUGGAAUGUACUCUCAUCAGGAACUAUAUAUUUGUGGGGCAAACCAAAAGGAAUGGAUUGAAGACCAGUUUUCUAGAAGGGAGGAGGGGAGGCCUUCCUCUGCAACGAACGACAGUGUUCACGUGGCAGAGAGUAGCUGCACGUGCUGCAAAGACGGAAAGGACUUUCCGGCCGGCACAGGCCUGCCCCAGCACCUGACCGCUCGCAGUGCAUUGAAACCACACAGGGACCCCAAGUGCGGGGAGGCCUUUGAAAGCGGACAGAGUGAUUACAAGUGCAUUCAGUGCGGGAAGGCCUUCAGGCAAAAACAGGUACUUGGUGAGCACCAGAAAAUCCACACUGGAGUAAGACCUUACGAGUGCAGCAAAUGUGGGAUGGCCUUCAUUAGAAAGUUCCACCUUGUUCAGCACCAGAAAAUCCACACUGGAGAAAGGCCUUUUAAGUGCAGCGAAUGUGGGAAAUUCUUUCGGUACAACUCCACACUCGUUAGUCACCAGAGAGUUCACACUGGAUUAAGCCCUUAUGAAUGUAGCAAAUGUGGGGAAUUCUUUAAGUACAAUGCCAACUUCAUGAAACAUCAGAAACUUCACAAUGGAGAAAGGCCUUAUGAAUGUAGAGAAUGUGGAAAAUUCUUUAGGUACAACUAUAGACUCAUACGACACGAGAGGGUUCAUACUGGAGAAAGGCCUUAUGAAUGCAGCGAAUGUGGGAAAUUUUUCAGGUACAGCUCCACGUUCAUUAGGCAUCAGAGAGUUCACACUGCAGAAAAGCCUUAUGAGUGCAAUGAAUGUGGCAAGUUCUUUAGGUACAAUUCCACACUCAUUAAACAUCAGAGGGUUCACACUGGAGAAAGGCCUUAUGAGUGCAGGGAAUGUGGGAAAUUCUUUAGGUACACCUCUACGCUCAUUAGACAUCAAAGAGUUCACACUGGAGAAAGGCCUUAUGAGUGCAGCUUGUGUGGGGAAUUCUUUAGGUACAAGUCCAAACUCAUGAAACAUUGGCAAAAUCACACUGGAGAAAGGCCUUAUGAGUGCAGCGAAUGUGGGAAAUCCUUUAGGUACCACUGCAGACUCAUUAGACAUAAGAGAGUUCACACUGGAGAAAGGCCUUAUGAGUGCAGCGUGUGUGGGAAGUUCUUUCGGUACAACUCCAACCUUAUUAAACACUGGAGAAAUCACACUGGAGAGAGGCCUUAUGAGUGCAGCGAAUGCGGGAAAGCCUUUAGCUACAAGCAUAUACUUGUUGAGCAUCAGAAAAUCCACACUGGAGAAAGGCCGUAUGAGUGUGGCAAAUGUCAGAAGGCCUUCAUUAGAAAGUCCCACCUCGUUCAUCACCAGAAAAUCCACAAUGAAGACAGAUCUAUGAGCACCAUAAAUGUGGAGAAGGCUUUAGAUACAACUCCAACCCAUUAGUGGAGAAUUACACUCGUAAAGCAACUUGUAAAUGCGGAGAAUAUGGUGAAUCUUUUAGGUACCACUUUAAGCUCAUUACCCUGGAGAAGCACCUUAGAAGUACAGUAAAACCUUGGUUUGAGAGUAUAAUUCCUUCCAGAAACAUGCUUGCAAUCCGGAGCACCCAUAUAUCAAAGCGAAUUUCAAGAACCACUGGCCCAGUUGUGAUCAUGGGAUGUUCGGCGUCACUUACUACUUGUAUUGCAAGACAUAGCUUGUUUAUCAAGUUAAAAUUCAUGAGAAAUAUUUGCUCGUCUUGAGCAAUAGUUGCAGAACAAGUUACUCACAAUCCAAGGUUUUGCUGGGUAGUGAACGUGGGAAAUUGUUUUGGUGCAGUUCGCCAUUCAUUAGACAUCAAGAAGGCACUGGAGGGAGACCUUGGAGUGUAGUCAGUGUGGUCUUUAGGUGCAACUCCAGCCCCAUUCCACUUCAGAGAAUUCACAAUGGAAGAACAUCUUAUCUGUGCAGCAAAUACGGGUGUUUGUUCAUCUAAAAGUCCAACCUCUUUUGGCCCCAAAAAGUUCACACCAGAGAACAUUGCAAAGGGGGAAAGACUUCAGCCAAACACCGGCUCUCAUUUAUCCCUGGUAACCACUGUAAUAUAGUUCUUUAUUUUACAUGUGUGUUGUGCACACCUAGCACAGCUUACCCUCUCUCUGUGCACUUAGUAGUGUUAAAAAUUUCACACAUUUGUGCAACCUAUUUCCAGAAUUCCUUUCAUCUGGCAAAAUUGAAACUAGACCCACGAGACAAGCUUCUACCCGCCACCCACCACACCCGGCAGCUAUGUUUUUAUACUGUGUCUCUAUGGAUUUGACUGCUCUGGAGACCUCAUGUAAGUGGAAUCAUACGGUAUUUGUCUUUUCGUGACUGGCUUAUUUUGCUUAGCAUAGUUUCCUCAUUUGUCAGCAUUUCCUUCUGUUUUGAGAAAGAAUCAGAGUUAAUAAGAUAUUGGGAAGGGUGUCAAUGGAGUCAGUACAGCUUUGCCAGAUGUGAUAUUUCGGGAGGAAGAGGAGAUCCAGAUUUUAUAUGGUAUCUUUAUUCCUUAACAGCUUUAUGGAGGUAUUGACAUACGUUAAACUGCAUUUAUUGAAGGUGUAGGAUAUAUUUUCAUAUAUGUAUGCACGAUGGGAGCAUUGCCAGAGCCAUGAUAACGAAUAAUCCAUAACCCCUAUAUAUAGUUUCCAUCGGCCCCUUGUACUCUCUCUCUCCCAGUCCUACGCAACUUGCUAUCCCCAGGUGAGCACUGUCAUUUGCAUUUUCUAGAAUUUUAUAUAAAUAGAAUCCUACGCUUACUCUUGUAUAGCUGUGUUUACUAAGCGCAUAUAUGUAUUUUUAGUAUUGUCCAUGUUGUGUGUGCAGAAGCAUGGCACUGGAUAACCAGCAAGGCUCUGUUAUGAAUUAGAGCUGCACUGUUCAUAAACAACAAAGGUGCUAAUAAUCACUGAGCAUAAGAGUUGUUUAGAAUGGAAAAUGAAGUUUAGAUAAAAUAAAUUUAAAUUCAGUUUCAUAUGAAUUCAUUAUCAAUAAAAAAUCUUGAACCAUCUGAAA
This is a messenger RNA of Lynx canadensis (Canada lynx), 4813 nucleotides long. Its product is annotated as zinc finger protein 548-like. The transcript is spliced from 4 exons. The record is from RefSeq and is a predicted model, not a curated record. Bases 1535 to 3223 code for a protein of 562 amino acids. Gene Ontology annotation, molecular function: DNA-binding transcription repressor activity, RNA polymerase II-specific. Gene Ontology annotation, biological process: negative regulation of transcription by RNA polymerase II. NCBI's taxonomy places the organism in Eukaryota, Metazoa, Chordata, Mammalia, Carnivora, Felidae.